Molecule: messenger RNA, 2651 nt
Organism: Cladocopium goreaui
Lineage: Eukaryota; Dinophyceae; Suessiales; Symbiodiniaceae
Source: the annotation of a GenBank genome assembly
CCUUGCAUUCCGCAGCCCAGUGAUGGAGCACGUUGCGCGUCGGGCAUCCUCGCUGGAAGAGCUACAAACCGAAGUUCAGCCAGAGCUGUUGCGGGGGGUACCUCUCGAUGUGUGCUUGAGUGGAAAUGGCCAGCACUUUGCCCGACCAGAUCCCGGAAUGUUUAAGGUGGAUGUCAACCUCUAUCGCCUGAGUCGGCAGACGAAACGUUUCAAAGCCUUCUUGAGUCACGACUGGAAUACCUCUCGUUGGUUGAAGCUGCUGUCUUUGCUAGUGAUCUACAACUCCAGAGCCGCUUUUGUCUCCUCGUUGUUGGUGACAAUCUGCGUGGGCGUUUUGCAGGCGGCUCAUCUCAUCCCCAAAGUCUGGUGGACGACGUCUUUGGUCUUUGCUGUGUUUCCCUUCAUGUUCUGCUUCUGGCAGCGGAUUCGUUCAUUCCUGCGGAUUCCUGUGGUAGUGUUCUUCGACAAACUUUGCAUUCCACAACAUGAUGAGGAACUGAAACGCAAUGGCAUCUUUGGAUUGGCGGGUUUCCUGGACCAUGCAGAUGAGCUCACCAUCUUGUGGUCUCACCGCUACUUCAGUCGUCUUUGGUGUACAUAUGAGAUCAGCACCUUUCUCAGGGACAGCGAGAAGCCAAAGCCUAUCUUGGUGAUGCCGGUGAAACUGGCUGUGGUCCUGGUGAUCUUUUCAGCUGCAAUGCAUGUGGUGAUGCUGGGAUUCAGCAUUCUGGAAGAGCUCCGCAACUCCUAUGGAUGGGAAUUAAACUCCGUUUCUGCACUUCCUGAAGGUAGAAUGCGGGACAUGUUCAACAAGAACGCCUUGUACCUUCCAUUCUUGGGACCUGUCAUGCCGCUGCUGUACUACAUUGGGAUUGGGAUGAUGGAAGAUUUGGCGGCCCUUCCUGACCAGCUCAGCAAAUUCCGGGUGCAGGAUGCAGGAUGUUUCUGCUGUGCCAAUGGCCAUCGCCAUCCUGACACCGGCAAGGAGCUUCCCUGCGAUCGGCUGCUCAUUUUCAAGAUGUUGAAACGGUGGUAUGGCAAAGUUGGGGACCGCAAAGAGCAGUGGCAGCAUUUGGAGCGCUUCAAUCAGCUAGUGCAGGAGGAACUUGCUUCCAAAGUUUUGCGGAAGAUGGGAAGCGAUAUGCUGCCGUGGAAUUACAGCUUCUAUAUGCUCAUUCCAGGAGUGUUGCCGGACAUUUCAGCUUUGAUUCCUGAAAUCGUGGCUGGCAACCCGGAGCUGAGCAGCACCUCUCAGCAGGUCAUUUGGGCCUUGAGGCUGCUGAUAAAAUGGAGCAUGCAUGGCAUUCUUUGUCUCAUCUGGAUUCGCACCUCCAUGCGGAUCUGGUUGCUGGCUGUGCGCUACAUGCCACAUUGGUGUAGCAACUACAGGGUCCGUACGGCGUUUCUCCUUACGAUGCCAGCUGGUUUCGGGUUGACGCUGGUACUGUUCUCACAUGACAUUCUCAUGGUCAUUUCACCAGACGACAGCAUCCUCCCGUUGAUCCCGGUUGCAUUUUGGCUUCUCCUCCUUUGCGGCUUUUGGUCUCAGAGCUCGCAUGUGCUCACCGAGGCCAUCCUUACAGCCUCCCAGGGGCUACGGAGCCACUGCAUCGAAGCGCCGCAGGAACCGGAGCAAGUGGAGGACGCUGCGAAGGACGAUGACAGCGAUUCAAGAUGGUCUGUUUAGACAUGUUUUUUUGGGGGUCCCAAGAGAUUUCCACAAUUUGGGGUGAAACAUCACAUCCAAAAUAGUGGUUGAAGAGUGUUUUGCUCCAACAAGAGGUGACAUUGAUGGAGGAAACCAGGCUGGGACCCUGGAAAAGUUAUAUAUAACAUUAUAAUACAUUAUAUAACUUAUAGCCUUGCUUGAACCCACAUCCAUAGAUAGUUUGGCGGAUCGCUCAACAAAGUUGCUGCGAAAACCCACCCAAGAAGCUCUACAAGCAGGUGAGAACAAUGCUGCACAGGCGGCUUAUACUGUGAAGACAGUUGCAUCCUGCAUCUCUUUGUAUUUUUUUGGGGUUUGUAACGCAUUUCUGGCGAUGGCAUGGCAGUGAAUUUGAAGUAACUUUAUCCGUCUUUUUGUUGCAGAAUGACCCUCAGGAGUGCACAAGCAUUGAUUUAUAUACAUCAAUGCAAUGUUUCUCAUCCACAGGCCUCAGCGACCUUGUCCCUUAAGACUCAACCAGUAGAGUCAAGGCAUUUAACUAAAAGAUUUGAAGGUUCCUUCAAUGCACCCAGAAAAUGCCAAACCCAUCAGACGCGGAAUUUUCGCGUCCGGCUCAAGACUCAACUGCACCUUUCGCUGGUGGUUUGCCUUACCUAGUCUUGGCAAGUAAAUGUAAAUACUGCGACAGAGUCACACUCUGUCGAUUUUUGCAAACCUGCGCAGUGUUGAAAAAACCCAACUUGGCUUCAAGUUUAUAGGGGAUGAUACUGAUUAUACUCUCCUUUUUUUUUGUUCAUCAUCCAUAAACAUGCAUAAACUGGUAAUGCUGUGUUAAACCAAGCAGGUUUCUUUGACACUGAGCUGAGAAGAUGACCGGAAAUGACUUGGCAGAGUUCUGCGAGAAAUGACUAGGCUAUAGCUUUGGCUGUCCCGGGGCCAACCGAGGCAUCGCAAAAGCUACAGAAACUGCUGUUGACAUGGC